Molecule: messenger RNA, 1878 nt
Organism: Penicillium subrubescens
Lineage: Eukaryota; Fungi; Ascomycota; Eurotiomycetes; Eurotiales; Aspergillaceae
Product: Kelch repeat-containing protein
Exons: 8
Coding region: 1-1878 (625 amino acids)
Molecular function (GO): protein binding
Source: RefSeq, a predicted model, not a curated record
AUGUGCAACUGGAACCAAUUUUGCGCCUUUCAACUCCAGCAAACCAUCAUCCUGAACGGUGGUUCCUUGUGGUGGCAAAGUGGGUAUUCUGAUGGAACUAUCGAUGUUCCUGAGAGUGAUGGAAACGCUGAGGGCACGUUCUUCAGCUUGCCUCUCGCUGACUCGUUCGAUGUGAAGACAACCAAUCUAUCUGGACUUUUCUCCAGGGGACCCAACCCAGUUACCAAACAAGCCAACUUUGAAGGCGGUGCAAUGUUUGGCAACAACCAGGAGAUCAUCCUCUACGGAGGCCUGACCAGACCAACAGAUAGCCAGGCUACCCCUGGGCCCAGGGAACUGCUCGGGCUUCGAUAUUCCAAGGGCGUGUCCACUGGAAACGAGGUGUAUUUCUUCAAUUCAUCGCUACCAACUGAUUUAACGCGAUACGUCACAAGUGGCGGACAAGUCUCAGUGCCCAGCGAGAAUUUAGCCUUCUACUUUGGGGGUAUGCGAGGACAAGGAUGGGGUCCCAUCACAUCAGAUGAUGCCUCUGCGAACACAACAGCUGACACUCUGAUCAUGCUUAACCUGACAGCUGUAGGAGACCAGAAGGUUUGGAGAAACUCAACGCUACCCAAAUCAAUCAUGAGUCGAGCUGAUGCGCAGCUUAUCUGGGUACCAGUCUCUGAGCAAGGGGUUCUAGUAGCCAUUGGUGGGGUGAAGACCCCAGAGUAUCUCUUUCCGUCCGGUCUUUCUUCGUCCCAGCAAGAACAAGACUCUCAAUUCGACUCGAACUUCAUGCGAGAAAUCGCGUUGUAUGACAUUGCACAAGACAGAUGGUAUCUCCAAAACACGACGGGCGACGUGCCACCAAACGGCCAUGCCUCUUUUUGUUCUACUCUUGCGUCUUCAUCGGAUGGGAGUUCUCACAACAUUUACAUCUACGGUGGCUACAGCGGACAGAAUUCGACAUCCGCACCAUAUGAUGAUGUGUAUAUUCUCUCUUUACCGUCCUUCGUGUGGAUCAAAGCCUACAAUGGCACUUCUAGGCACGGCCGUAGUGGUCACCAAUGCUUUGGUGUGCUACCUAGUCAUAUGCUGGUCGUCGGGGGUCUAUACAAAGAUCCGUCAUUCUGCCUCGAGGGUGGAAUCCUACAGACAUUCAGUCUCAACGAUUUAGAGUUCCAGACAACAUACUCUCCAGAGUCGGUGGAGGAGUAUCGUGUGCCUAACGUUGUGACCAGGCAGAUUGGGGGAACGGCAAAGGGGAAAGCAACUCAAACAGCACCCGCCUCUUGGGGAGAUCCACAGUUGAAAUCCCUAUUCGGUGCCACUUACACAAAAUCAAUAGCCACCUGGUAUCCAUAUAGCACGUCCGUUGCCACGACCAGCUCCAGCUCCACGACUACCCCCCAUUCAGAUGCCCAAGAAGCCCACUGGAUUGUGCCUGUUACUGUUGGCACAGUUAUCCCUGUAGCCGGAAUCACCUGCACGAUCAUCCUAUGGGUCUUACUCAAGCGGAAACACCACCUCCGGCCCGGACAGUGUCGAUGUAGUCCUGGAAAACGACACUGGGUGCACAAGUUUUGCCCCGGAACUAAUCAAUAUCUCCCCGGUGAGAUUGAGGGGAAUCCAAUAGAGCCAGAGGCAACACGCCCGGUCAGGACUUUAAGCGACAUGAUCAGCGAGCUACCCGCUCCUUGUCUUCCUUCCCGGAAUUCGAAUGAUUUUUCCAUUGCCGCGACGCCAGUUCAGAUGUAUUGCGAUGCCAACUUGUCAUAUGAGGCGCCAGGUAAUGACAAGCUAGUGGAGCUUUCCAGUGAGGCUUACGACUACCCUUCUGACGGAGCGAAGGCCGAGGACUGCGACGGCAAGCGCUCGCCACUGACCCGACAGUAA